Molecule: messenger RNA, 1986 nt
Organism: Melitaea cinxia (Glanville fritillary)
Lineage: Eukaryota; Metazoa; Arthropoda; Insecta; Lepidoptera; Nymphalidae
Gene: IntS9
Product: integrator complex subunit 9
Exons: 6
Coding region: 1-1905 (634 amino acids)
Biological process (GO): snRNA processing
Cellular component (GO): integrator complex
Source: RefSeq, a predicted model, not a curated record
AUGAAACUGUACUGUCUAAGCAGCGAUGCAGCAAAACCAUGCUUUGUGCUGUCAUUCAAAGAAUUACUUAUAAUGCUGGACUGCGGGCUAUCGGCUCACUCGGUGCUGAACUUCCUUCCUCUCCCACCGGUGCCGAGCACCCGGCUAGCGUCCUUACCAAACUACACUCCACCACACGUCAAUGAUCCAUUACUUGAAGGGGAAUUAAAGGAGUGCUGUGGACGAGUGUUUGUGGACAGCAUACCAGAGUUCUGUCCGCCACUCGACAAAGUAAUAGACUUCUCACAGCUGGACGUCAUCCUCAUCUCCAACUACACCUGCAUGAUGGCGCUACCCUUCAUCACCGAGGAGACCGGUUUCAAGGGCCAGGUGUAUGCCACGGAACCCACUCUGCAGAUAGGAAGGUUCUACCUGGAGGAGCUGUCGGAGUGGGUGUCGGCGCCCGGCGGCGGCGGCGCGGCGCGGCGCUGGAAGGAGCUCGUGCACCUGCUGCCGGCGCCGCUGGCGUCCGCCGCGCGCCCGCGCGCCUGGCGCCGCCUGUUCGGGCCCGCGGCGCUGGCGCGGGCGCUGGCGCGCGUGCGCGUGGUGGGCUACGACGAGCGCGUCGACGUGUACGGCGCGCUGGACGCCACGGCCGUCAGCUCCGGCUUCUGCCUCGGCUCGGCCAACUGGGUGCUGCGCUCGGCGCACGAGAAGGUGGCCUACGUGAGCGGCUCCAGCACGCUCACCACGCACCCGCGCCCCAUCAACCAGGCGGCGCUGCGCGGCGCCGACCUGCUGGUGCUGGCGGCGCUCACGCAGACGCCGGCGCACAACCCCGACCACAUGCUGGGCGACCUGUGCGUGCACGCCACCGUCACGCUGCGCGCCGGCGGCUCCGUGCUGUGCCCCGUGUACCCGAGCGGCGUGCUGUACGACCUGCUGGAGUGCCUGUCGGCGCACCUGGAGGGCGCGGGGCUGGCGCACGUGCCGCUCUACGUCGUGUCGCCCGUGGCCGACUCGUCGCUCGCCUACAGCAACAUCCUGGCCGAGUGGGUGUCGGUGGGCAAGCAGGCGCGCGUGUACCUGCCCGAGGAGCCCUUCCCGCACGCGGCGCUGGUGCGCGCCGGCCGCCUGCGCCACGCGCGCUCGCUGCACGACGACGCCUUCAGCGCCGACUUCCGCCAGCCGUGCGUCGUCUUCUGCGGACACCCGAGCUUACGUUUCGGCGCGGCGGUUCACCUCGUCGAACUGUGGGCCAAUAACCCGGCGCACGCGAUCAUCUUCACGGAGCCCGACUUCCCGUACGCGGAGGCCCUCGCGCCGUUCCAGCCGCUGAGCAUGAAGGCGUUCCACUGCCCCAUCGACACGUCGCUCAACUACUCGCAGGCCAACAAGCUGGUGCGCGAGCUGCGGCCGCGCGAGCUGGCGCUGCCGGAGCAGUACGCGGCGGGCGGCGCGCGGCCGCACAUCAGCGCCGACGUGCCCACGGUGGUGGUGCGGCGCGGCGCGGCGCGCUCGCUGGCCGUGCGGCGCCGCGCCGCGCGCGCCACGCUGUGCGGCGCGCUGGCGGCGCGCGCGGCGCCCCGCGAGCUGCGCGCCGGCCUGCGCUGCGCGGCGCUGAGCUGCGCGCUGCGCGUGCGCGACGCGCGCCUGGAGCUGCUGGCGCCGCCGGGGCCCGCCGCGCCCGCGCCGCGCCUGCACUGGAGCGCGCUGGACGUGGAGGCGCUGGUGCGCGCGCUGGCGCGCGAGGGCGUGGCCGAGGCGCGCGUGGAGGCGGGCGCGGAGGGCGCCAUCGUGCACCUGCCGCGCCACGACACGCUGGUGCACGUGGAGCGCCACGCCACGCACGUGUUCUGCGAGGGCCGCGCCGACGUGCGCCAGGCGCUGCGCCGCGCGCUCGCCGCCUGCCUGCCGCACAUCUAGCCGCACUCGAGCCGUCUCGGUGUCUAGUUGCGCUCCCGUGCGACCCCGUCGAAUGAAGGUUAUAUUAAAGCUUACUUUUGA